Molecule: messenger RNA, 4645 nt
Organism: Oryza sativa Japonica Group (Japanese rice)
Lineage: Eukaryota; Viridiplantae; Streptophyta; Magnoliopsida; Poales; Poaceae
Molecular function (GO): helicase activity
Source: RefSeq, a predicted model, not a curated record
AAAAAAAUCCACUAAAACCUACUCCAAUUUAGCCCCCAAAUCUGACCCACCAAUCGCGAGGCGGCGAUUCCUUCCUCUCCCGGUCGCCGGCGAAAUGCGGCGCCGCGGCGGCGGAGACUGGGGGCGCGAGGCGGAUCCCGCGGAGCCCUCCUCCUCCCACGCGUUCGACGGCGGCAGGGACGGCGACGACGAUGACGGCGGCGGCGGGUGGCACCAGGCGGCGAUGAAGGCGGGGGCGGGGAAGGGGUCGUCGUCGUCGUCGUCGUCGGGGGACUCGCUGUGGCAGUGGCGGAGCCAGGGGCUGUCCGAGGUGGUGCUCUCGUGGUCGGUGGACCAAAUCCUCAACAAGGACCUGCUCCGCGACAAGGUGGCUAAGAUCCCAGAAACAUUCAGCAGCAUGGAGCAGUACAUGACAUCAUUUUUCGGUCCACUUUUGGAGGAAGUCAGGGGUGACAUGUGUUCAAGCAUGGAGGACAUUUCCAAAGCUCCAUAUGCAAGUGUUCUGUCUGUCAAUGCAAUGAGGAAGGGGAAAGGAUCAUAUGAGAUCAAGCUUGACAAAUGGAGGGGGGUGUCUCAUGGUUGUGCGAUAGAAGGUUAUAAGCCUAAAGCGGCAGAUUUGCUACUGAUUUCAGAAACGAGACCGGCAAAUCAAUCUGAUAUUCUCAAACAGUCUAAAUCCUGUGUCAUUGUAUGGGUUGGUAAGGUCCAGGGUAAUAAGAUGACAGUCAAGGCAUCACGGAGGAUGGAGACAGGGGUUCAUGGAGAUGAACGACAACAAAUGGGCAUGAACAGGUAUGACAAGUUGUAUGCGGAAGGUUUUGACAAGUCUUGGGAAAUGCUGGACCAAGAAGCAGUUGCUCCAGAAUCUAGCAACUCAUUUAUGCAUGAAAAUGGGCGUAAAGAACAUUCAAAAGUUCGAAAGUGCUUUGAGAAGUGUAGUGAUCUGCAAGAACAGAAUGAGAUGGGGACAUGUGGAAAUUCAUCGAAGCGAUGGUCCUUCUGUGCUACCUACCUGACUAAUAUGAUAACAUAUGAUCGUGUUUGGGUUGUGCUCCGAAGGGGUUUGACAAUGGAUUCAAAAAUUGUUCUCAGUAUGUUUGGCAAAAAAAAAAAAGCUACAGGGCAUUGUAAGUACUGCGGAAGUGAAACACACGACAAAAUCAAGGAUUAUCUCUGCAAUUUUAAGCUGAAUGACUCGCAGCUUGAUGCAGUAGCAAGUUGUAUUUCGGCAAGUGAAUGCUGUCAUAACUCUUCGGUGGGGCUAAUAUGGGGCCCUCCUGGGACAGGUAAAACUACAACAGUUUCGGUGAUGCUACACAUGCUUUUGAUGAAGGAGCAGAGAAUUCUUGCAUGUGCUCCAACCAACAUGGCUGUCUUGCAAGUGGCAUCUCGUCUUAUUGAGCUGAUUCAGGACUUCUCUUCAAGUCAUUGUUAUUCAUUUGGUGACAUUGUCUUAUUUGGUAACAAGGACCGUCUGCACAUCGGAAAGGAGUUGUCAAAAGUAUAUUUGGAUGAUCGUGUCCAUAAGCUGCUGAGGUAUUUCAAACGAGAAGAUGGUUGGAAGGCACGUGUGGAUUCUGUCAUGAAAUUCCUUAUGAAUUGCAUUUCUCGUUACCAAAUGUCCCUAGAUAUACAGCAGGCAAGCAGUGAUGGAUGCAAUCUUACCUUUAAGAAGUAUUUCACAAGUAAAUUCAGCACAUUAGUAAAAGAAUUAGCAAGGUGUAUUGAUACAUUCUUUGAUCAUCUUCCAACUGAUUCCCUGGGCAGGAAUUUGGACAGGAUGAUGUUUGCCAAAAGUUUGUUAGAUAAAUUGCAACAACUGCUGUGUGCAGAUGAUGUCUCUGAUGAGCUUCUUUUCACAAUUUUCAAGCCUUCCGAUGAACCUAUUGACUCUUUUGAUAGCCAUGACCAGACAGAUGAUGCAACUGUUGAUCUUCAUGACCAUGAUAUCUCCCUAGAUGACCCUUUGGAGAUAAAGUCUCUUUGUAUCAAAACCCUGAUGGAUCUUUCAAAAAUGCGGCUUCCUUGUGAAGACAAUGAGAGUUCGAUUCGGGACUUAUGCUUGAAACGAGCGAAACUGGUAUUCUGCACUGCUUCUAGUUCAUUUGAGUUGUUCAGGUUGCAAAACGUGAUGCCUAUAAGCAUCUUGGUUAUUGAUGAGGCAGCACAACUAAAAGAAUGCGAAGCACUGGUUCCUCUCUUGCUCCCAGGGAUAGAGCACAUUCUGCUGAUUGGAGAUGAAAACCAAUUAUCAUCAUUGGUAAAGAGUAAGAUUGCUAAAGAUGCUGACUUUGGCCGAAGUCUCUAUGAGAGAUUGUGUACAAUGGGUUAUAGAAAGCAUUUGCUGGAAGUACAAUAUAGGAUGCACCCUGGCAUCAACAAAUUUCCAAAUGCCAACUUUUAUGAUAACCGAAUUUCUGAUGGUCCCAGUGUCCAACAGGAAGACUAUAUGAAGAGUUAUCUCCCUGGCCCUAUUUAUGGUGCUUAUUCAUUCAUUCAUAUUGAAAACGAUAUGGAAAUGCUUGAUGAACUUGGCCAGAGUUCCAAAAAUAUGGUUGAGGUUGCUGUAGCGACCAAUAUUGUUGAAAGACUUGCAAAAGAGUGCUCUGAGAAGAGGCAGCGAACCAGCCUUGGUGUGAUAUCUCCAUAUACUGCCCAAGUAAUUGCAUUGCAAGAAAGACUUGGAAAACAGUUCAAGAAUCAUGAGUUUCUGUCUGUUACAGUAAAAUCCAUUGAUGGAUUUCAAGGUGGAGAGGAGGACAUAAUAUUGAUUUCAACCGUUAGGUCCAACAAAAAUGGCAAAGUAGGAUUCCUCUCGGAUGCUGGGAGAAUUAAUGUGGCUCUGACAAGAGCAAAGUAUUGCCUUUGGAUCCUUGGAAAUGGAGCCACUUUGCUGGCAAGCAAUUCAAUAUGGGCAGAAUUAGUCCAUGACUCAAAACGACGUGGAUGUUUCUUUAAUGCCCUUGACGACAAGAAUUUAGCAGAAAUAAUUAUGCAUGCAACCAAGGAGGGAGAGCAGAGGAACCAAAGAGAACAGAGGAGUGCCCACAAUGCAAAUCGAUGGUCAUCAGGGUCAUCGAGGCAUGACAUAAUUGCUGCUGGCAACAGUCGACCAAUGAGAUGGAGUCACUUUCCAGGUUCUGGAAACACAAGGAGAAGCAAUGGCCACGAUUCACGACUAAAUGUGUGUCACACAAAAGAGGACAUGCAUAGAACACACUUUCAGCAACGCAAGUCCUAUAGUGGUGACUAUUCACAAGUUGCUCCUCCUAAUCAAUAUUGGCACAAUGGCAACAGACCAUCCCGUGGCAGUUAUGGUUAUCUGGAAGUGUUUAGAGAACAUCCAAAUCAUCAUUCUGGUCAGGACUCACGUACUAGAAGUUAUCAUGAAACCAUGUGCAGUACUCCUCAAACAGGCAAUGGGAGGUUUCCUUAUUCUGGAUCAAUUCAGAGGGAGAAAUCACAGAGGCAAACUAGUAUCCUUGGUGAACGGCAACCUUUAGGAGGUGACGGCAAUAAAGGAUUUCAGGAUGGGACUUCUGGUUAUCCAUGCCGGCGCAAUUCUUCUCAAAUUAGGCCAAAUACAUAUGAAGCCGGUGCUCCUGAACUUCAAAGUAUGAAUAAGCACAGGGAGUUCAGUAGUUAUCCACAACAAGCACCAUAUAGGACUUUUGGUGGUCGGGGUAGAGGGAGACCUACAUAUCAUGGUAGAGGUAGGGGAGGAUGGUAUGAACGGACCAAUAACCAUUGGAUGGAAGAACCUCAUCAGGUGCAGAAUGCCACCUGUAACAUGCCAGUUACUAUGCAGCAAGGGAUGAAAAGAAACUGGUGCGAAGCAGAAGCAUCAGAUUCACCCCAGCAGGUCAAUGCAAAAAUAAGAUCCGAAAGUGCAGAUCGACCUCAUUUGCAUGACGAACAUGGAGGUUAUGGAACUGCAUCUCACCAACUGCCUGCAAUUAAGCCCGAAGAUGUUUCCGAGCAGCAGUGUGAGAUGAAAACAGACAGCUAUAAGGCAGAAGCAUCAGAAUCACCAAAUGACAGCACAAGAGUAAGGCCUGAAAGUGUAGAGCAACCUUAUUGUCAGGCACAGGGUGACAGUUCUGGAGCUGCUUCCCAGGAACCGGUUAUCCCUGAGCAGAGAGGGAUGUCAGGUGACUUGUGCGAAGCAGUAUGCCACCAGAGCAACACGUCAGGUUCACCAAACAGGGGCAGUACUGAAGUAACACUCGAAGGUGCAGAACAACCUCAUUGCCAGGCGCAGCCUGACGGUUCGGGAGUUGCUUCAAAUGAAGCGCCUGUUCCUGAACAGCGAUGGACGGAAGGGGACUUGGGUGAAGCAGCAGAACCUGGCCAGGGCAAUGCAGAAAAUAAAGCUGAAAGUGCAGAGGCAGAUAGCUAGACUUUUGAGAUCAGAUACAGACAUAUAGAUUUCCAGUCCUUUUUUUUUUUGCUCUGUAUAGGAUAGUGUUCCCCCUUUUGGUUUAUAUCCCCAAAAUGUGUAUAAGCAAGCACGUGGUGUGUAAAUCUUUUUGGCUCCUCGACAGUAGGGAGAACCUAGGAACCAACCUGGGAAGCAAUAUGUAAAAGACUAGAAGGUAGCUCAAUAAAAAGGAAAAGAAAGCGUAGAAUUUUUUGGGCGAACAAA